AUGACGAACUCGGUCGAGUCCUCGCGACCCAUUCUUGCCAACAACGCCAACCGCGCCUCGGCCCGCUUCUCCACCUACAGCGCCGCACCCACCCUGACCCCUUCCAUCGCCCCCUCGCACCUCUCCGCCGCCUCGUCCACCGCCGGCGACCCCAAGGCCCAAGAGAUCAAGUCGUGGAACGCGGGAUUCGAGCGCCUCGAGGACAAGCGCCUUGCCUCGCAGCGCUACCAGCUCAGCUCCGAGAAGAACGACGACAUGAACAAGCUGGCCCUGGGCGCGAAGCUGGAACGCGCCCUCAAGAGGCGCAUGAGCGGGCAGGAUGCCGUGUUUCGCGCAAAGGACUUGAGUGAGAAGAAGGUCGAGGCGUAG
Molecule: messenger RNA, 369 nt
Organism: Westerdykella ornata
Lineage: Eukaryota; Fungi; Ascomycota; Dothideomycetes; Pleosporales; Sporormiaceae
Exons: 2
Coding region: 1-369 (122 amino acids)
Source: RefSeq, a predicted model, not a curated record